UCAUUGCAGGUCAACCAAACAAACUAGCUUAACUUAUUUUGCUUGGUUAAGAUCAUGAAAUUAAACCAAAUGAUUUUUGUCCGAGUGAGUUGCUUAUGACUAAGCUCAAUUUGCUUAGUUGGAGCAUGGCUGAAAUAAGCUCCAUGGUAUCAAAGGCUGUAAGCAAACUAGCUGAUGUUCUGAUUCAAGAAUCAACAGCGUUGGAGGAGGUAAGAAACCGGGCUGAACUGGUUGAAAGAAAGCUGAGGUACAUGAAAGCAAUCAUAGACCACCUUGAAAGGCUUUCAGUCUCCGAUCCCAUUGAGCCAGAGUUGAUACAGGAUAUAAAGAUCAUUGCUGCCAGUGCAGAAGAAAUAGGCACCUUCCUCAACACAUUAGCCAAGAAGAAGAGGAGGAAAGGUGUUCUCUACUUGCUUGACCAACACAAUGUUGCCAAACACCUACAGCAGAUCAAUAACAAUAUUGGAGGAAUCUGUCAGAGAAUAAUCAACUAUGAAUCCUUAGCUGAGUCAUUGUGGAAUGUUCAAAUAUUGCGUCCAACAGCACAACCAUCUCUCCUUGAUGGAGAAGUAGAGAUUUUGAUCGCCAAUUUACUCUCGCAUGAGAAGCGUCGCUUCAUUACUUCAAUCGUUGGAGCUAAAGGCACGGGUAAGACAACACUAGCCAAAUUGAUAUUUUCCAAUGAAGCUGUUAAAGCUCAUUUUGCUUGUCGAGUUUGGCUGUCAGUGUUUCCACGUUGGAAAGUUAAGCAGUUUCAAAGAGAAAUAAGCAAAGUUGCUGCCACACUCAGAACCUUGGAGGAGAGUGAAAAGUAUCUCCUAGUUGUUGAUGGUAUUCAAUCUUCCAUUUUCUUGGAUACUUUGAGAGAGACCAUACGCUCCAUACCUGACAGGUCAACAGGAUGCAGAUUUCUUGUUACCACUCGCAAUGCCAAUGUAGCGCGUCAAGCAGGUACCAUAUCCUUCGUUUACCCUCUACAGUUAUUAGACGAUGAACAUAGUUGGAUCCUGCUUAAAAACAAUCUAGGAGGCGUUCCCUUGGAAUUAGAACAGAUGAAGGUUGCAAAAAAAGUAGUGGCCAAAUGCUGUGGCCUGCGAUCCGAAAUAUUAAAAUUGAAAAUGAGUGAUUUGCAUUUGCUUUCUCAUAGAGAUGUGACAAGCCUAGGAGAAAACCCUUGGUCAGAAACAUUUGACACAGUCUACGAGAACUUACCUUCAUACCUUAGGAGAUGCUUAUUUUAUUUUGAGCUCUUCCCUGCUAGCUUUGCAAUUCCUGCAAGAAGGUUGGUUGUGUUGUGGAUCGCAGAGGAUGUAGUGUACAAUGGGAAAGACCAAGAGCGACCAGAGCUAGUUGCAGAGAAGUACUUGACAGAGUUGAUAGAUCUGAACUUGGUUCAAAUUGCCAAGAGAAAGCCCAACGGCAAGGUCAAAACAUGUCGUCUCCCUAAUGCUUUGCGUCAACUGUUGUUGAUAAAAGCUAAUGAACUCCCAAAAAUUUCCAGAAUAGGCCAGGUGGUGGCAGAUCGUCUGGACGAAAAAGAUAUCUGGCACAAUCAUAUUCAUGGUGACUCUACAAGUGAUUCAGCACCCCUGCAAAACUACUACAAGGAUGUUCUCUCCUUCAAGUCUUUUGAUACUCGAGAGGGAAGAGCACCUGGACAAGACAUAAGUAACUUUCUCAACAUGUGUAUUUCAAGCAAUUGUCUUUUGUUGCUGAGGGUGCUUGAUCUAGAAGAUGUUUACAAGCCCAAGUUGCCUAAAAGCAUUGCAAGACUUACUCUAUUAAGGUAUCUUGGCCUAAGAUGGACUUAUUUAGAGUCACUUCCAUCGUCUAUAAGCAGCUUGUUGAAACUCCAGACUCUUGAUCUCAAACAUACUUACAUACAGAUCCUAACCAGCUCCAUCUGGCAAAUGGAACUGAGACACCUCUACCUGAGUGAGACUUUUCGCACCAGAUUUCCAUCCAAACCAAAAGCUAUAGGUGGUAAUUCUCUAUCUGACCUCCAAACAUUGUGGGGACUUUUUGUGGACGAAGAGACUCCUGUGAAGGGUGGUCUAGACAAAUUGAGCAGUAUCAGAAAAUUAGGAAUAACAUGUCAAUCAAUGUUACCACAGCAAGAGGCAAUGGAAUCACAACUUGAUGCAGUAGCUGAGUGGAUUAUGAGACUAGAACACCUUCAAUUUCUGAGGCUAAGAUCAAGAGACGAAGAAGGUAGACCUUGGAAAUUGAAGUUGAAGUUUUUGGAAGGACACGUUAAGCUCACUGACAUGUACUUGCUGGGAUGGCUGAGUAGUCCAUCUAUUCUGUCCCUGUUUCCCCCAAGCCUUGUUGACCUCACCCUAUCACAUUCCAAACUAGAUGUUGACCCCAUGCAAAUCUUGGACCAUCUUCCAAAGCUUCGUUCAUUGUCGUUACUUGCAGAAUCCUACUUGGGAAGAACUUUGGUUUGCAAUCCUCAAAGCUUUCCUCAACUUUAUGUCUUAAAGAUUUGGAAGCUAGAAGGAUUAGAGGAAUGGGUUAUAGAGAAAGGAGCACUCCCCUCUAUGAGACAACUGGAAAUCCGAUCAUGUCCUCGCAUGAAAAUGUUUCCUCUUGGAUUAAAGCAUGUUAACAGUCACCUUGAGUUGAAGUUGACAAACAUGCCUAAGGAAAUCACUACUAACAUCGAUAACAUUCUGCCUCAUUGUGAUCUACACGUUCAUAAUUUUCAGUAGAAUCAUCUUUCAUGCCUCCCUUUUGCAUGUUCUGGGCAUAGUGGAGCCUAUAUGGAAUUGGAAAUUGGUUCAUUGGGACGUGUAUUUUCUUUCACUGUAAUUUGAAUUGGGACGUUGUUUUCAUAUAUUAUAUUGUCAAAUCCAGAUAUAUGUAUCAAUAAUGGUAAGAGUAUUGUGUUAUCUACAUGUGUAGUAUUUUAUAACUGAGUACUUAAUUUUUUACAUUUUUUUUUAUUGAGGCUUUGGUGUUAAUGUAGUGGUUUUUUAUCCAUUACUUUACGGUGGUUUUGAAUCACCGCAAA
Messenger RNA from Cajanus cajan (pigeon pea), 3016 nucleotides. Its product is annotated as putative disease resistance protein At1g59780. Gene Ontology annotation, biological process: defense response to other organism. The record is from RefSeq and is a predicted model, not a curated record. Gene Ontology annotation, molecular function: ADP binding. NCBI's taxonomy places the organism in Eukaryota, Viridiplantae, Streptophyta, Magnoliopsida, Fabales, Fabaceae.